Molecule: messenger RNA, 2450 nt
Organism: Cavia porcellus (domestic guinea pig)
Lineage: Eukaryota; Metazoa; Chordata; Mammalia; Rodentia; Caviidae
Exons: 2
Coding region: 501-2399 (632 amino acids)
Source: RefSeq, a predicted model, not a curated record
UGCUUCCUGCUUAGUAAACAACACACCCUGUAAGACAGUCCGCCCAGCAACAACUGCCGUUAGCCAAUCAGCUUGCCUUGCCUACUUUAAUAUGAUUGGACACUGUAUCCGUAUAUAUACUGGUGCCACCCUUGGGGAGAGGCAGAAUAGGAAGGAGAAUAGGAGAGAAUAGAGUAAGAGAGAAGAAGCACAGAGAGAAGCACGCAAGGAGCCGCGGAGGGCGGACCAGAGGAGGCUUCCCUCGGGCGGGAUCGGGGAUCCCGGAGCAGGCUGUACGGAGAGAGAGAAUAAACGGAAAGGCUGUCCGCCAACAACUCUUGUCGUGUGCUUUUCCUGCCGGCCGGGACCGACACCGACAAUUGGUGGCCCGUACGGGGAACUGAUCACCCCCGAGACGAGGCGGACAACGCUCCAGUACUGCACUGCAGGACAGGAACCAGGAAGAGAACCAUUGUGGGUUCCAGAACGGCUGACGCGCGUAGCGAAUCCAACGGAGCGCAAUGCAGGGGACACUCCAAAACUCAACGGCAACGAACAGCCCGGUCAAGAUCGGUCCGACCAGGAUACUGCUGCUCGACCGAGCGAUACCGUAUGACUUCUGGAGCACAAUAAUGAUUAUGCUCUCUAUAGUAAUUGGUUCUCUUUUAGGGUACGGCGCAGCCAGAAUGGCUAGGCCACGCCGCCUCCCGGCAACCCCUUUCCUCCUGGCUCUGAUGCUCACCACCACCACUGAAAUAGGAGCAGACCUGGUAUGGGCGGCAAUACACCAUCCGCCAGCGCUGGCCAUGAUUUCUACUACAGCCCCCUCUCUCCCAAAGCUGUACGCAAAAAACUGCUCCGCCAGAUUGCCCUGCAUACCAGAUAUACCGCUAACCAUCAAACCCAUACGUUUUGACCUCCCCAUCACUAAUGAUGUGGUCAUCUUUUCCACUGUUAGCUACCCCUCAUGUCAUCUGGGAUCAUGCAUAGGCUUCCUGCCCUUUUUUAUAAAAUGGCACGACACCUCCCUGAUGGUAAAGUUGUCCGCCCCAUUUCUGUAUCCGCCUGAAUGUUCGGGUAAACACGCUAGCCAACUAGCCUGUAGACCCCGAGCAGCCAUGCACACCCGUCCCGAUUUUCCCACAUGCCCGUACCGUGUAUCCCCAAGCCGUAAAAGACAGAUGGUGGAUCUGUCACAACUUUCGUGGCAGCCCUGCACUGUCGAUGGCGUGGGAGUUACUUAUCUAAACAUGUCUUGGUGGUCCCGGUUCUCUCUUCCACGCAGUACAGACAUACUCACUGUGACUGGGUGGGAGUCACAGCGACACCAAUAUUUUGAUGGCGCUGUGACUUGGUGGGAGCCCUACAAGGAAAUAAGCAACAAUUUGGCAACAAGUUUCCCCUUCCCCCUUAAUGAAAAUUGGUUAUGCCUCUCCACGGGAGCCUGCAUGGACUUAAGACCUGUGCUUGCUAUUAACGCCUCUGCCUCUAAUGGAACCACCAAUGUCACCCUUAACUCUGAGGCCGCAUGUGUAAAACCGCCCUACUUAUGGGUGUUCUCUGUUGACAUCACCUUCAAGUGCAGUAACCAAUCUUGUUUUACAGGGAACUGCUGGAAUGGGUCUUUCCCGUAUGCUAUGCUGGCUCUUCGACCCCCACUGAUGUGGGUUCCCUUUAACGAAUCUGUUUGGGUUCAUCCCGUCUACCAACAGGACCAGCUACCCAUGCUCAGGCAUAAGAGGGAUUUUGGGAUCACAGCGGCCUUGGCAGCACUGUUCGUGACUCUGACUGCAACGGCUGUGACGGCUGCCGUUGCUCUGACUCAGUCCACGCUGACGGCGCAGGCCUUUGCCAAUCUUACAGACACCACCUCCUUGGCGCUGAGGGAACAGCAAGAAGUUAACCUCCUCCAGCACAACGCCAUAAUGGCACUACAGCAACAGAUCGACCUAAUUGCCCAAGAAGUCCAAGGACUUUGGGAGGUGGCUAACAAUUUGUGUGACGCCAGAUGGGCAUUCACCCAGUUAUGCGUUACCCCCAUUCAGGUUAACCGUUCGGCCUACAAGCAAUUUCAGGAUUAUGUUCUCACCACCUACAAUUCCUCCUUUUGGAAUGCUAGCGUGCGCCUAGAUAUGACCAUCCGGCAGCUAGAUCAGAUAGAAGUACCUAUACUUACAGCCUCCUUUUUUGAUGAUGUCCUAGGCCAGAUAGGCUCUUUCUUCAAACCCUCAUCACUUCUUGUGUAUGGGAUCAUUCUUGUUCUCAUGGUUGUCGCUCUCGUGACCCUCAGGUGCCUGCGGUCGAUAAGGACGACCCAAAAGACACAUAUGGCACUGAUGAUAUUGCUGGCCCAGAGUCAAGGGGAUUCCACUCCUAGUGCUUUCUGGGCUCAGGCCAGGAAGGCACGACUCCAAUGGUGAUUACUUAGUUCCUCAGUGUCACUCGGCGGACCCCUUCGUAUCUCCCCCAAA